Messenger RNA from Aspergillus mulundensis, 990 nucleotides. RefSeq names its product putative C2H2 finger domain protein. The coding region runs from base 1 to 990 and encodes 329 amino acids. The record is from RefSeq and is a predicted model, not a curated record. The transcript is spliced from 3 exons. Lineage: Eukaryota; Fungi; Ascomycota; Eurotiomycetes; Eurotiales; Aspergillaceae.
AUGGCGCUGUUGGACAUCAGUUCAGCCCAGCUAUGCGAGCCUCCCAAUGUUGCGGGACAAUUAGAAUCGCCAUCUUUAAUUGGCAAUGAUGUGGUCAGAUGUGAUUACCCAAAAUGCCUGUGGACCGGCAAGUGCCCGUCAGAUAAAAGGAAACAUGAAGCCCGACAUAAAAAGCUAUUCAAGUGCGAUGUGCCGAAUUGUACGCGAAAGGAGGGGUUCGGUACUAUCAAUGACCUUGCACGGCACAAGAAAUGUGUUCAUAAGAAGGAGCCGGAGCGCGGACCAAAGGUAUUAUAUAUGUGUUUUGGACGAGAUUGCCCACGAAGCAAUAAGAAAUGGCCUCGCCUAGAUAACUUCCGUCAACAUCUUGCUCGUAUGCAUAGUACAGAGGAUGGGGAUGAGUUGCUGAGGAGGUCACGCGAGUGGUACGAAAAAGUAAGGUCACAGGAUACUGUAUCAACCCUUACGGACAACGUGCCGGCAGAAGCAAUAUUACAACGAGUCCAGAGUAUAACCGAACCGAAAGUCAUGAUGCGGGCUGCUGACUGCGACUCCCAAGAUCCGCUUGCUGCAAUUCAUUCGGCCUUUCAGGCUGCUAAUUCCAACAUGUUAAUACCGAAUCCAACCGGAGAGCAUUAUAUACUGCACGCCGCUGAUAUGCAGUCGCAGUCGAUGGAGCUCUCGGCACUUACGGCACUAGAACUUGAGCCAGCGUUGGCGCGAAACAUGCUCGAUCCUUCCAAGUCUGCCAAAUCACGGCAUGACAAAAUGGACAAUAUGAUAUCUGAAGCAGCGGUAAGCGUGAUUAAUGCUAUGACGAAAAUGAUUCACAAUCGCCGGCGAAGACGAGGUUAUGUGGGGGAAGACGACAUAGUCGAAGAAAGCGAGCUAUCUGACAGGAACCGAGACAUUUUGCAAAAGAUCCUGAUCGCCGCAUCGGAGCUCCUCUCGGAAGGCCCAGAGGCAGGAGAUAAGAUAUCUCAUGUAUAG